UUUCAACUAUCGCGUCGGACGUGUCAAUAAGAAGGGGGGAAAUAUCGAUUAUUUAUAUAACAAAGAAACAAAAACACAUUACUUGUGAAUUGCUUCAGCAACCACUGAAGCAAUUCAGCUCCGCCUGCAGCAGAGUUCAUUCAGAGUCACCGGAGCUUCAGUCCUCGGUAUGGUGGGCCUGCUGUAGGACCACACAUGGAGGUUCUUAAGGAGGACUGGGGUAUGUUUCGCUGAAAUUACCUGAGAAGGAGAUGCAAGGAUCGGACUAGGAGAGUGUAAUGAAGGAUCGCCUGGCUGAACUGGCUGCGAAUAAAAGUCAAGUAGAGGAGGUUGCCGUCACUCCUGAGGACUGCAGUGAUGGCUUCAUGGAGAGCUAUUUCAGGAGGGUGGAGGAAGUUAGGGGACUCAUUGAUAAAAUCUCCUACCAAGUGGAGGAGGUGAAGAAGCUUCACAGCAGGAUCCUGUCUGCACCCAAUCCAGAUCACAGUACAAAAAGUCAGCUAGAUGGACUGACCAACGAUAUCAAAGGGAAUGCCAAUGUGGUGCGAACUAAAUUAAAAUUCAUGGAACAAAGUAUGCCAAAAGACGACGUCAUUAACAGAGCUUCUGUCGACUUCAGGAUCCAGAAAACACAGCACUCUGUACUGUCAAGGAAGUUUGUGGAAGUCAUGACUCUGUACAAUGAGACUCAAGUGUCCUUUCGGGAACGAAGCAAAGGAAGGAUCCAGAGACAACUGGAGAUAACUGGAAGAAUGACCACCAAUGAAGAACUGGAGGAUAUGCUGGAGAGCGGAAAUUCAUCAAUCUUCACAUCCGAUAUCAUUUCUGAUUCCCAAAUCACUCGUCAAGCCUUAAAUGAGAUCGAAUCCCGUCACCAGGACAUCAUGCGUCUGGAGUCCAGCAUCAGGGAGCUUCAUGUGAUGUUCAUGGACAUGGCAAUGCUGGUAGAAACUCAGGGGGAUAUGGUGAACAACAUUGAGAACAAUGUCUCUAAUGCAGCUGAGUAUAUUUAUCAUGCAAAAGAAGAUACUAAAAAGGCAGUGAGAUACCAGAAGAAAUCGCGUAGGAAAUACCUGAUCCUUACCUUUGCCCUGUUGAUCCUUCUUGCUGUCAUCGCACUAAUUGUUGGCCUGUCUGUUGGACUAAGCAAACGCCCUCAAUGAGGCCUGUUGUUGUCAUUGCAUGAGCAGACAUUCCUCUAUCUCACCUUGUUUGGAGGAUCCUACUUUUACUGUUACUCAGAAAGGUUGGCGUCCAAGACUGAUGGACUU
Molecule: messenger RNA, 1271 nt
Organism: Poeciliopsis prolifica (blackstripe livebearer)
Lineage: Eukaryota; Metazoa; Chordata; Actinopteri; Cyprinodontiformes; Poeciliidae
Gene: stx2b
Product: syntaxin 2b
Exons: 12
Coding region: 279-1163 (294 amino acids)
Biological process (GO): exocytosis; intracellular protein transport; synaptic vesicle fusion to presynaptic active zone membrane
Cellular component (GO): presynaptic active zone membrane; plasma membrane; synaptic vesicle
Molecular function (GO): SNARE binding; SNAP receptor activity
Source: RefSeq, a predicted model, not a curated record